UGCAAUAAACAAAAGUAGAUAAAGGGACCAACCUUUCUUGAACUUCAUUUAGGGAAGAUGUGCAGUAAAUCAAAAAAGUAAAUAGUCAAGAAGAUAGAGGGAUAUGUCGAGCAAUGGCCUUGUCAUCGUGUGUGUCGUGUUACUGUCGCUCUUGCUGGCUCCAUCGACUAGCGUUAGCGACGACCGACUACCGUCACAGUCUAAGGGAGAAUUCUACACUAACAGUUGGGCCGUGGAGGUGGCUGGAGGGCGGGCAGUGGCCGACGACGUGGCAACACGUCACGGCUUUGUCAACGUAGGACAAGCCGGGAGCUUGAAAGACAUUUAUCACUUCAUCCACGCUUUCUCUCCGUCCCGUCCGAAGCGCUCGCUGGACGCACCGCAUCAAUCUCUACUGACCGACUCCCGAGUAGUGUUUGCUGAGCAGCAAGUGGCCAAGAUAAGAGAGAAGAGAGAAGACUAUCACAGUCCAGAGAAUGCCAUGUGGUCCAAACAGUGGUACCUGCAUCGAGACAAUCACCACGACAUGAAUGUGGAGAGGGCCUGGGAAGAAGGCGCCACCGGAAAAGGAGUUGUCAUCUCCAUUCUUGACGAUGGCAUAGAGCACACUCACCCUGACCUCAAAGACAACUAUGACAAGAUGGCUAGCUAUGAUUUCAACGCCCACGAUGACGAUCCUUUCCCUCGCUAUGACAUCACCAACGAGAACAAACACGGGACGCGAUGUGCGGGGGAAGUAGCGGCGAGGAGGGACGGUGGGUGUGGCUCUGGAGCUGCCUUCCUCUCUAGUAUUGGAGGAGUUAGGAUGUUGGAUGGCUCAGUAACGGACGUGGUUGAGUCCAGCUCACUGCACCUGAAUCCUGAACACAUCGACAUCUACAGCAGCAGUUGGGGUCCUAGUGAUAACGGACAGACCGUGGAUGGGCCUGGAACACUGGCCAAGAAGGCUUUCAGUGACGGCGUUUCAAUGGGUCGCGGAGGUCUUGGCUCUAUAUUUGUGUGGGCCGCUGGGAAUGGAGGGAGAGACAGUGACAGCUGUAACUGCGAUGGCUACGCUGUCAGUCCGUUCACCAUCUCCGUAGGGUCGGUGACCCAAAACGACAAGUUCCCGUGGUACGCAGAGGUCUGCUCGUCGACGCUCUCUGCGACUUACAGCAGCGGCUCGGGAGCUGAGAAACAAGUUGUGAGUACAGACCUCCAUCACAGGUGUACAGAGAGGCACACGGGGACCAGUGCCUCGGCUCCACUGGCUGCUGGGAUCAUGGCUCUAGCUCUGGAGACCAAUCGGAACCUCACCUGGAGAGACAUGCAGUAUCUGAUCAUCUAUGCCUCAAACCCCGCCCUCCCAAAGGACGGGGAAUUCCACACCAACGCAGCUGGUCUCAGAGUCAGUCACAAGUACGGGUUUGGUGUCCUCGACGCCGCCGCCAUUGUGAACCGGGCACGCUGGUGGAUCACUGCGCCACCUCGUGAAAACUGCACCUUCGCUGUGGACGUCAGUAGCACUGGCAAAGCAACUCAGUCGAGUUCGCUAAACGUCAAAAUAGACACUUCCUCGUGCCCCAUUACCUAUUCGGAGCACGUCCAAGCCAUCACUACGCUCCACCUCGAUCGAGGGAAUCGUAAAAACCUGGAGAUAUUCCUGCAGUCUCCGAUGGGGACCAAGUCGAUUCUCCUCCCUCAUCGCCGACGCGACCUUCACAAAGAAGGGUUCCGUGACUGGCCGUUCAUGACAGUCCACAGCUGGGGGGAAAACCCCCACGGGGAAUGGAUUUUCAUCGUCAACAUCGACUCCUCCAACACCGAGGCCACUCUCGAGCAGCUGACACUUAUUCUCUACGGGACGAGGGAAACCCCCCGAUCAGUGAGGAAUGUUCCGUCGGAAUGCCACUCCGAGUGCCAAGGCGGAUGUGCCGGUGAAGGAGCAAAGUUCUGCGACACUUGCAAGAACUUUCGGCUGGAAACGACCCUCGAGUGUGUGGCGCAGUGCCCGACCGGGACUUACGUGGACCAUCACAUGUGUCGCUCGUGUCCACACCGCUGUAGUGAGUGCAAGGAGGGGUCGACCUGCCUGAAGUGUGCGGAGGGUGCCGUGAAACUCGCCAACGGUGACUGCUCGUCGUCGUGUGACCAGUUCUCGUUCCUCGCAGAGGGCGGGUCUUGCCAGGCCUGCCACCAUUCCUGCGCAGAGUGCGUGGGUCCAGCGGACACUGACUGCAGCGUCUGUCAGCCCCAGUUCAUUAAGGAGAGUGACGGGCGCUGCAUCGUGCCUCCGUCUUGUCAGGAGGGCGAGUAUUUCGACAGUCGUUCGCUCGAGUGCCGUCCGUGUCACGAAUCUUGCGCCGAGUGUGUGGGGAAAGGGGCUAAGGAAUGUACGGAAUGUUACUCUGGAUUUUCUCUCGAAGAUGGAGUGUGUGUGGUUGUCAGGUCCAGCAGCAAGCAGUGCAAUGGAGGAGAAUAUUACCACGAAGAGAGCGAACUGUGCAAAGCCUGCUCCUCCAACUGUGACAAGUGUACGGAUGAGAUCACAUGUCUGUCAUGUGACUUGGACGUCUUCCUCUGGACUGAACGAAUGGGGGAGAGCCAGCUAGAGGUCACGACCUGUAUCACAGACUGCCCAAAGGGUUUCCACGGUGAUGUAACGUCGUUAUCAUGCCAAUCUUGCCCCUCGUAUUGCACCGAGUGCGACAGCUACGACAAGUGUACCGCCUGUACCCUGGAUUUCGCAAUCCCCCUCAACGGACAGUGUCCCCAACCAUGUCACGACGGAGAAUACUUUGACUUUUCCACUUCGCACUGCCUCGCCUGUCUCGGCAACUGUCUCACCUGCAGAGACCCGCACACCUGCCUUGCGUGCGACCCAAACUUUUAUUUAGUCUCUGACACCAGCUGUGUGAGUGUGUGUCCAGAGCAUUUGGUGGAAGACGAUGAGAAUGGCGUGUGUCUGUCGGAAAACUGCCACGAAUCUUGUCUGACGUGUUUCGGAGAUGAACCAGACGAGUGCCUCACCUGUCCUGGAGGAGGGAAGCUGAUGGAGCAUUCGUGUCUCGAGGAGUGUCCCUCUCAUACGUACUUAGACGAGGCAGCAAGGUCGUGCAAACAUUGCCACGAGUUGUGCAAGUCUUGUGCCGGUCCAAGUCAGGACAACUGUCUGCUGUGUCCCGACGGUCGCGUCCUGAACCACUUCUCCUGUCUGUCGUCCUGUCCUGAAAACACGUUUGUCCUGAACGACACAGAGUGUGUGGCGUGUCCUGCUAACUGUGCCGAGUGUAGCAGCGCAGAAAAAUGUUCUUCGUGUAGUGAGGAAUAUCUUCUGCAGGAAGAGACAUGUGUUGAGAACUGUAGCCAAGGAUUCGCGAAAGACCAUCGAGACUGCAAGCCCUGUCCACAGGCUGUAAAUCCUGCUCCAAUCUCGAAUCGUGCGACUCCUGCCGAGAAGGUCUCUUCUACUACGAACCUGAUCGCUCGUGUCUCCCGACAUGUCCAGCCGGUUACUUUGGGGAGGAAGGAUCCUGCAAGCCAUGUCUUUGUGUCCCUGAAGAUCAUGGAGAAGCUGCUGACUGAAUGCGACGCCCAGCGUCUGCAGCUCAUCAUUGACAGCUACCUCCAGAUGCUUCACUCCAUGCUGGAAUCAACCGACUCCGAUUUCCAAAUCAAGGCCACCGACUCCUUUGUGAUGUUUUCUGAGAGAGAAGAGCAGACAACAUCGUACCAUCGGGAGUACGAUUUCUUUAUCCAUCGCUUCACCGCCAUGUCUCUUGUUAGGAGCUCUGCAACUGGUCAUUCCUAUCACCAGAUUCGAAAGGCAGGACUGAGAGGACUGCGAGGAGUGAUAAAAAAGACGGAGGGAGAUGAAAGUCUACAACUGAAUAUCUGGACCCCUGACGACCUGAACAAGAUUAUUCCCCCGUUCCUCUUCAACCUACAGCCGGGCGUCGCCGGAGACUGGAGGGUGGGGCAGGAGGCGGGGCCAGGAGACGAGAGUCUGGGUGGACUAGCUGAGGAGGGGCUGAAGGCAAUUGUUGUGUCUGCCGGUCUGGCUCAUAUCGAUGCUGUCUUCAUCCCUGUCCUCCAGCAUUUCGAUUUGAACACCAUAUGGACCGAAAAGAAGGAAUUUGGAAUCGAUAUUUUUAUCACCAUCAUCAGAACUAUGCAGAAGCAGUACAGGUACAAGGCUAUUCAGGCGUUGGUGGGUCAUCUGGACAGGAAAUCGGCAGAGUCCUGUCUCCUCAAACAGGGGAUUCUGGACACUCUGUCACAGUGUGUGUCCGUUGCUGCAGACGGCUCUCUCGGUCCGUCGGUAUUGGAUGUGUUUCGAACUCUCGUCCGUCACCUCAGGAUCUCCAUUGAGAACCCCUCCUCCCCUGCCGAGGCCUCCACAAACACUGCCUUUCAGGACUCGCUGACCUGUACGAUGGGAGAGUUUGCGAGUGUCCUCCCCGACUACCACAAACCUGACAUCAUGACACUCAUUACCUCAUACAUGGACCCAGCAGGGGGCGUGGCAGGGGGCGGGGCCACCGGGAGAGAGGAGAGGGGUGGAGGGCGAGGAAUGAAACGACAGAUAUCAAGCUCAGGAAAUGCUGUGUUGCGAGCGUCGCUGGUGAAGUGCAUGAGAUCCAUCGCGGAGACGUACCGACAUGAGAUGCUGGAAACAGCACUUCCCGAGGCACUGUUUACUUCUCUUGUGGAGCUGAUGACUGUCACACAACCUGAAACACAGUUGGACGUGUGCCUCUUGUGGCAGCAGCUGGUUGACCAUCACACCAACCUGCAGAAAAUACCUCUCCACACGAAGUGGGAGAGUCUGGGCUCAUGUGAGCUGAGUCUCGGCCGGGUGUCCCAACACUUUGUGAACCAGACCCGAUCCUCUCUCUACCCAAACCUCCUGUUCCUUGCACUCCAUAUCUCUCCCGACAGAGAGAAUAUUCUGGCCUACUACCGGCUCCUCGCUCUACUGGCACUGGAGUUUGCUCAGCCCGGGGUGUCGGACAUGGUCCACCUUCUGAGUAAACUCCAAGACUCAGCGGUAGACUCCACCUCCCAACUAUCCACCACUCAUCGCGUCUCUCUCCACGCCAUCACUGCCGGCAUCCUCCACCUCCUCUGUCACAUCUCCACCGUGCCUGCUCUGACGGAACACGUCCUGGAGGUCGUCCAGAGACGGAGUGAGACUGCUCCACUCCUGCUGCCGGAUCAGCUCUUCACAGCAGAGAGGGAAGAGGGGGCAGAUGGGGCCGAGGGGAGAGGGGAUAUUCCGACACGCGUGGGAGAAGACCUGCUGUUCCAUUUGAGAGAGAGGGGGCUGGUUAGGCAGAGUCCAGAGCCAACCAUGGACCCCACUUCAAAGAGAUCCCAACUGAUGCGAGAGAGCUCGACGACGUCCAAUGAUUUCCUACCGCACGCCUCCCUCUCUCUGGACUAUGGAUCUGAUUCACCACUGGGGGUCGAGCAAAUCAACUUCAGCAGUUUCAAGAAAGAGUCGGCGUUUGGCGAGUCUCCGACGACAGAGAUGAGAGAGAGACUUGGGUCUUCUCUGACUUACGAACAGCAAGUCGGACUCUCGUCUAGACACGACACAGGUCUGGCAGGAAUCGCUCAUUUAGUUCAAUCUGGAAGCAGUCCUGUGGUUGAGAACCAGACGAACUUGAGGACUGCCUCAGCAUACGAUAUGGAAAUGCCCACUCUCAACUGACCAUAUCAUUAUACAUUGCCCCACACAAUUCUCUCUCAGUCUCUCUACGAGAAAACUAUUUUUUACCGCGUG
Molecule: messenger RNA, 5767 nt
Organism: Geodia barretti
Lineage: Eukaryota; Metazoa; Porifera; Demospongiae; Tetractinellida; Geodiidae
Source: the annotation of a GenBank genome assembly